Chlamydomonas reinhardtii is the source of this 623-nucleotide messenger RNA. RefSeq lists its product as uncharacterized. The transcript has 2 exons. The record is from RefSeq and is a predicted model, not a curated record. Lineage: Eukaryota; Viridiplantae; Chlorophyta; Chlorophyceae; Chlamydomonadales; Chlamydomonadaceae. Bases 107 to 352 code for a protein of 81 amino acids.
AGGAAACGGCCAAAAUGGCCAAUUAAUGUCUGGAGACAUUAAGAUAGGAGCCCUGCGUGCGUCACACCGUGCAUGCCGACACCUGCCCGUCGGGGCCCUUCCCCUGAUGUUUGCAGAUUUGCAGACCUCACAUGCCAAUGACGCAUAUGAAGCCCACACAGGGAAGUCCGCGCCGCUACCGCCAUUUAGCCAGCCGCUUCUGGAGGUUGCUGAGAAACCUGCUGUUAAGUUCGAGGUGCCGGCAGGCGCCAUCUACAACGUCGGGGGGCCGGGCGCGGCCCUGGAAUUUUUAUCGGCGCUGGAAGCACCACCUGCUGUUCAAGGAGCUGAGGCUGGCGCGGGUAAUAGCUAACGGCGAGUGGCUACCGUAUCAUGCGGAGGCAUGCACGUGCUGACAGCGCUGAUUGGGAGGACCUGAACGUGACUGUGGAAUUGACUGAUUGUCGAUACCACUUGUUGUGCUGCGUUAUCCUGACAGUAAAAGGACUAGCUAGCAGAUGACAGACCAUUGUUUCCACAGCACCGCACUACAAGAGCGCGACAGUGGAAAUGACUGACGCCCGCAAAGGCUGCGGAAGACGUUACUACUGUUAGAACCAAACCCGCUGUAACGGCACGUUGCG